Xyrauchen texanus (razorback sucker) is the source of this 2259-nucleotide messenger RNA. It is a transcript of the gene crfb4, whose product is annotated as cytokine receptor family member b4. Lineage: Eukaryota; Metazoa; Chordata; Actinopteri; Cypriniformes; Catostomidae. The coding region runs from base 71 to 1132 and encodes 353 amino acids. Gene Ontology annotation, molecular function: protein binding. The record is from RefSeq and is a predicted model, not a curated record. The transcript is spliced from 7 exons.
CACAAACGAUUCUAACGAGUCACGCGCUCUCACAGACACAAGGACAUUUCAGAAAGCUUCAUCAAGAAUAAUGAGCACCGAUUUCUCCUGUCUGUCUGCUGUCGCAUUUUAUAUCGUCUGUUUUGGAACAGUGUUGUCAGAUCAGCUCCCGGCCCCUGAUAAUGUGAGAGUAAUAUCACUGGACAUGGGAUUAGUGUUGGAAUGGGAUCCACCACAAAGCAUAAUUUAUGAACACUUCAGCUACACUGCAGAACUCAAAGGGUGGAGUCACUAUGAGGCUGUAUGUGCAAACAGCUCAGCACUAAGCUGCGAUUUCACUAACAACGUCACCGUUUUUGGGACUUACCAGCUUCGUGUUCGGACAGAACUACAUGGACAGAUGUCUGACUGGGUGGAGACUAAUGAGUUAUCAUUGGAUAAAAUAACUAAGGUCAGCGCUCCUCAUGUGCAGCUGAAGAGCAGAAAAGGCCAAACAGAAGUUGAUAUCACUGAUCCUCUUAUGAGAAGAAAAAACCUCAGGGAUGUGUUCGGAAACAUUGUUUACGUCAUCCAAUUUUGGAAAAAAGGAGAAGUGAAAAAGGAGGAAUUAAGAAGAGAACAGAACAGAGUUAUAUUACCUGGACUGGAGCCUCUGGUAAACUACUGUGUCCAGGUAGAGGUUUUGUAUUUGAAUAAUAAAACCAGCCACCCCAGCAAUGAGACCUGUGUGAAUAACACACACAGCAAUGAGGUGGAGCCCUGGCUGAUAACAGUGGUGCUGCUGGUCAGUUUUGUGGUGGUGUUGUGCAUUGUCGUCCUGGUCUUUCUGGCUGUGUGGUUCAGCUAUAAAGGAUGCAGAAUCAUGUACCCUGAUGCCAAAAUGCCAGAGCAUCUCAAAAAGUAUUUGUCCGAGCGGCCGCAGUCCUCCAUAUUCCUGGCCAUGCAGAACAACUCCCAGCUAAAGGAGCAGUUUCACGAGGUCAGCGUAUGUCACAAAGAGCCCAUCAGCUCACAGGACACUCAGCAGACAGAUCGACCAAUCAGGAUUCAAGCGAACAUGGACGAGACAAGUAGUGGUGAGGAGAGACCUGAAAGCACCGUCACUUCAUCAGAUAAUGAAGAGGAGAAGUUACUUGACGUAAUGAGACUGUAGUGCAUCUUGCCAUAUUCAUUUUUUAUUGAAUCUGUUAAGAACUGUUAUUGAGGUUAACAGUUCAACAAGACUGUGGCUUCCUGAAUAAAAUAUUAAAGUACUAAUAAAGUUCAUUUUUUACUAAAAGAACACCAGGACUACCAUGGCUGCUUGCAGAUGGUGUUUCAACAAAUUCAGUAGUAACAGUAUUGGUGUGACUUCUACUGGUUCAUCAUUUGAACAAUUUCAAUCCCAAAAUCUUUAUUUUACUCGAUGCUAGGUUUUUCUUAAAAGAAAUUAAGCCUAUUUUUAGAAACAUUAAGAUGUUUUACAUUGUUAAAUGAUUUUCUUGACAAUUAAGUACAUUUCCCCCCAAUCUCAUUGUCAGUACUGUCAUGUGAAAACGAUAAUGACAUAUGAUUUAAAUUGUGAAGUAUACAGAUUUAGGGCAUGGUAAAAAUAUAGAUUUUCUGAUUAACCACAACCUUUAUUUGAAUGAUUCCAAUAUUGAUUCUUAAAAUCUCAAGAUCAUUGUUUUACUCUAUGUGCAACCCUCUACAGUCCAAAUGUGACCACAUUUUGUUCGAUGUAACUAAAAAUGCCACUGGCUGGUAAAUUUUCACAUUUUUACUCACCAGUGAUACAGUAUAUUGAUGAGAUCAAUGCAAUCCAUUUGUCUGAAUAAUAGCUCUUUUAAAGCUGAAGUCAUUUCUGCACCACUAGCGCCAACAAAAGGAAUUCCAAAAAUAAACUUUGUUUUCAAAACAGUUUUCUGAAUACUGGGUCUAUCCCAGUGCUUUCUUCGACAUAACAUAAUACAUUGUUACUUAUAAACUUUGUGGAAUGUUCCUCCAUGUCUGGAUCUCUUGUGUUAUGUGACAAGAUCACUCCCAUUAUAAUGAAUGAAACUGUGCAAAUCAUUUACACCAGGGGUGCCCACACUUUUUUGUGUAAUGAUCUACUUUUAAAUGAGCAACUCAAUAAGAUCUACCAACUAAAAAAACACAGUUUCAUUUAAAAUAAGAAAAUGCUUGUUGGGACUACUGCAUGUAUCCCUACAUGGAAUUCAUCUUCUAAUUAAUAAAAAAAAAAUAUAUAAUAAUGUUCAAUGUUGAUAUCAUUCAGUUUUAAAACUAAACCCAAAACAC